GGUUUUUAGUUACAAAAAAGUUUAUCAAAGGUACCGAAGUACUUAUUUUUAGCUAUUGAGUACUCUUGGAUAUAAGUGCCAAAUGAAAACACUAUUUUAGUAAACUCUAUUCCAGUGACUCUGCUUAAACGAUGUAUAAAAACAAUAAAUAUCGUAAGCACCUUGAGGAUCAUUUCUACGGGACGAAGAAUACAUCUACCCUUAAUGAGAACAAAGGGUGUGGUCAGUGUGCCUAUAAGGAUGUCGAGUGUCGACCGCGUAGGGAAAGAAUUAAUUCUCCGGAGAAUAUUCCUCAGGUUUGCAAGCAAACUUUUACAUCGGAAAAGUACCUAGCUAGGCAGGAUAAAUAUGGCGGUUACAACAAAAGACCGUGUGAAAAGUGCUCAUAUGAACAGCAACAACAGCGCGUUCAUCAUGCACAUGAUCCAUUUUAUAGGAAGUAUUAUCAUAGUAAUCAUCAUUGUAAAUAUGAUGACAAACUUCUCCAGUCCCAGCAAUACCAGCUACCUAGCCAAUCGAAUGCUCGUCAGCAAUGGAAUCCGAAGAGAGUGGAGGAACACAGUCCCAGACACUCACCCAAACCAUAUAAUAGUCAUUUCCCUUUCGGUCGCAGUACUCGAAAUCAGACCCCAGUCAAUGAAAAAGGCGGAGGAGAUUGUCUUCUCUACAAGAACUUGACUUUUGGUGCCCCUCCAUCUAGUAAAAGUGAUGAUGGUGGCGGGGAUAAAGGUGUUAAGAAACACUCGCCCAAAUGCAAAAGCCCACAUCAGAAGAUAGAAUCACAUAACUGUUCUGAAGCGGCCAAAACUCAUUGCCAAGCUGUUGGUGAUCAAUUCCAGCGGCAGUUCGUCCCACCUAGCGAGGGUUCCAGCUCCAAGGGCUCCAAAUCCAAACGCUCCAAAAUAACCGUGAUUAGUGCUAAAAGCGGCGACGAUCUCAGAGCAGCAGUAAGGUCGCAAAUAGAACUGCAAGAGGCUAUGGAGGAAUUUAAGCUCGAAGUGAGGAAUAAGCCUCCGGAGCCAUUGUCUGAUGACAAAACCAGCCCACACCCAAAAAGGAUCCAAUCCCCCAAAUCCGAUCAAGUGAUUGAGGAUGUCGUUGCAAUUGCCAUGGAACCCCGUUCAAGUAAUGCACUUUCGGAUUUGCUCCAACACGAAGACUUGACUGCCAGUCCAGAUAAAUUAGUCAGCACCAAAGUUAUCGAUCCCAUGAUAAGGAGAAUUCAACGCAUGUAUCUAAACACUCUGCAGGAGGAAAUGCAACUCUUGGAGCAUUUGGGAACAAUCCCAAAACUGGUCAACAACGUUUAUAAGCGAGAUCCUGCUGAGGAGGAGCAAAAGUAACUUUAGGG
Molecule: messenger RNA, 1351 nt
Organism: Drosophila suzukii
Lineage: Eukaryota; Metazoa; Arthropoda; Insecta; Diptera; Drosophilidae
Source: RefSeq, a predicted model, not a curated record